CCGCAUGCCUCGCGCCGCGCCCGGCGCGCCACGUGUUCCCUCCGCUCUCCGCCCGCGCUCGCCGCUGGCUCGGCGCUAGUGUAGGUGCUCGAUUCACAAGUUCCUGCCGAAAUAGAAUUUACGAGCGCCGCUGGCGACGCCGCCCGCCUGCACCGGCACCGCCGCGCUCGCGUGCACCCUCCGCGCGCCGGCACGGUUGCACGGACCGUUCUGUAGGGUCGGGCUCCGGUCGCAGAUGGCGGCGGCGGGCGGCCGGUGAGCGUCCCGGCAGGCGGCCCCGGCGCGCUGGAGGCGCUGCGGCGGCACUCGCGGCAGAUCGCCGCGCGCCGCGCCCGCCGCGUGCAGUUCACGGAGCGGGCGCGGGAUGGCGCACGCGGCGGCGACGGCGCCGGUGAGUGUUGCGCGGUGGCCGCAUCGCCGCUAAAUAUAUCCCCGUCCGCAUUGCGACGGCGCGAGUGCGCGAGGUGAGCUCCCGGCGGCGGCUGCGCUCGCGCCGGGGCGCGGCCGCCGGUGACCGUGUGUGUUGUGCAGAGAGCGGCGGCUCCGAGAUGUCCGGCGGCAGCGGCGGCGGCGGCGGCGGCAGCAGCGGCGGCAGCGACGCGCGCCGCCCUUCCACAUGCCGCGUGGAGAUGGGCAACCUGCUGGCGCCCGAGCCGCGUCCGCUCGACAACAAAGUCAAGCGGCACAGCAUCCACGGGAUGACAGAGGAGGAGAACGUGGUGCGGCCGCACCAGGAGAUGGCCGUGCUGUCCCUGGAGGAGAAGAAGUACCUGCUGGGCGUGGAGCGCGGCGACGUGGCGGGCACGCGGCGCGUGCUGCAGCGCGCGCGCGACACGUGCCACAUCAACGUGGACUGCGUGGACCCGCUGGGCCGCAGCGCGCUGCUCAUGGCCAUCGACAACGAGAACCUCGAGAUGGUGGAGCUGCUGCUGGAGUUCGGCGUGGAGACGCGCGACGCGCUGCUGCACGCCAUCUCCGAGGAGUUCGUCGAGGCCGUCGAGGCGCUGCUCGACCACGAGGAGCGCUCGCGCAAGCCGGGCGAGCUGCACAGCUGGGAGGCGCUGCCGCCGGAGACGGCCACGUUCACGGCGGACAUCACGCCGCUGAUCCUGGCGGCGCACCGCGACAGCUACGAGAUCAUCAAGCUGCUGCUGGACCGCGGCGCCGCGCUGCCCGUGCCGCACGACGUGCGCUGCGGCUGCGACGAGUGCGUGCGCUCGCGCUGCGAGGACUCGCUGCGCCACUCGCGCUCCAGGAUCAACGCCUACAGGGCUCUGGCCUCACCGUCGCUGAUCGCGCUGUCUUCGAAGGACCCCAUACUGACCGCGUUCGAGCUGUCCUGGGAGCUGCGGCGGCUGUCCGCGCUCGAGCACGAGUUCAAGACUGAGUACCAGGAGCUGCGCGCGCAGUGCCAGGAGUUCGCGACGGCGCUGCUGGACCACACGCGCACGUCGCACGAGCUGCAGGUGCUGCUGAACCACGAGACGGGCGCGCCGCAGGCGCCGCUGCCCGAGCCCGGCGCGCCCGAGCGCAUGCGCCUGUCGCGGCUCAAGCUGGCCAUCAAGCUGCGCCAAAAGAAGUUCGUGGCGCACCCGAACGUGCAGCAGCUGCUGGCGUCCAUCUGGUACGAGAGCGUGCCGGGCUUCCGGCGCAAGAACAUGCUGCUGCAGGCGGCCGAGAUGGUGCGCAUCGGCGCCAUGUUCCCGCUGUACGCGCUGGCCUACGUGGCCGCGCCGCACUCCGCCGCCGGCCGCACGCUGCGCAAGCCCUUCAUCAAGUUCCUCUGCCACUCGGCCAGCUACUUCAUGUUCCUGUUUCUCCUAAUACUAGCAUCGCAACGAAUAGAAACGGCAGCGGGGGGCCUUCUGUGGGGCAGCCCACACGCGGAGCCCUUGUCGCGACGAGGAGCGGCGCCCUCCUUGGUCGAAUGGCUCAUCCUCGCCUGGGUCAGUGGUUUGAUUUGGAGCGAGGUGAAACAGCUCUGGGACAUGGGGCUGCGGGAAUAUGUGCACGACAUGUGGAACGUUAUAGACUUCGUUACGAAUUCUUUGUACGUGGCCACGGUUGCGUUGCGAAUAGUUUCACAUUUUCAGGUUCGUCGAGAAAUGGCGCAAGGAUUGCAAUGGAACCAACCUCGAGAGAAAUGGGAUGCGUGGGACCCUAUGCUGCUAUCGGAGGGUCUGUUCUCGGCAGCGAACAUCUUCAGCAGCUUGAAACUAGUUUACAUCUUCAGCGUGAACCCACACCUCGGACCUCUGCAAGUUUCUUUGAGCCGGAUGGUGCUAGAUAUUUUGAAAUUCUUCGUAUUAGACAUCUUAGUCAUAUUUGCCUUCUCCUGUGGUCUGAAUCAACUAUUGUGGUAUUACGCUGACAUGGAAAAGAAGCGAUGUACAAUCGGAACCAAUAUUCCGGCAGCAAAUGGAACACUACCUGAUCCUGAUGCCUGUAUCGUUUGGAGACGAUUUGCAAAUUUAUUUGAGACCAUGCAGACCCUCUUUUGGGCAGCAUUCGGGCUGGUGGACCUCGACUCGUUCGAGCUGGACGGCAUCAAGAUCUUCACGCGCUUUUGGGGCAUGCUCAUGUUCGGCACCUACGCCGUCAUCAACGUCAUCGUCCUACUGAAUCUGCUUAUCGCCAUGAUGAAUCAUUCGUAUCAACUUAUAUCUGUAAGUUCACACUUCACAAAUAUCUCCGUCUCUUGGGACCAUGUAGGUAGAGUAUUCACAGUGAUGCAAGUCACGUAGUAUUUAUUUCCGAUCCGUGAU
Molecule: messenger RNA, 2765 nt
Organism: Ostrinia furnacalis (Asian corn borer)
Lineage: Eukaryota; Metazoa; Arthropoda; Insecta; Lepidoptera; Crambidae
Product: transient receptor potential-gamma protein
Exons: 12
Coding region: 549-2744 (731 amino acids)
Biological process (GO): calcium ion transmembrane transport; regulation of cytosolic calcium ion concentration
Cellular component (GO): plasma membrane; cation channel complex
Molecular function (GO): protein binding; store-operated calcium channel activity; inositol 1,4,5 trisphosphate binding
Source: RefSeq, a predicted model, not a curated record